Messenger RNA from Seminavis robusta, 1113 nucleotides. NCBI's taxonomy places the organism in Eukaryota, Bacillariophyta, Bacillariophyceae, Naviculales, Naviculaceae. The record is from the annotation of a GenBank genome assembly.
AUGAACGACACCGCCACAAUUUCGCUGGUCAUCGUGGGCGCAGCGGCGGUCGCUGCGCCUUUUGUCUACGGGCUGCUAAAGUGCCGGUACGGAGGCGACAAGUUCAGCACUACCGAGAAGGAUCAUUUGACUCCUGCGAUCGACGGUGAAACUAUAGCUUCCGAAGCAAACACCGAUGACAUGGAAGAUGAUGGUGGAAUUGAAACAGGUGUUCACCACGGUACCCUUGAGCCUCAGUCGAGCCCACCACCAAGAGCCUCAACUCAACAGGACGACGCAUUUUUCAACCUCCAAGAAACGUGGACAUUGGCAAAGUUCUACUUCCCUGGCAUCGUCCGAGGCGAUUCUUCUGAAGGGUUCAAGUCAACGAGGCUAAUCAAAAGGUUCCUACGGGAUGAGGUUGAAUGGAAAUUGUUUCAGCUGAGGCAAAAAGACCGAGACACUUUUUUGGAAUUGAUGAAGCCGGAGAACGCGGCGACACUUUGUGGCAAGAUUGGUAUGAAUGAAACAGUCGUGCAGCGGCGAUUCAAAGUAGUUCGCAGCAUACAAAAGGAGCUUGGAUUCCAGAGCAAGCUGUCAAUUCAAGAUUCGUUGGAUCACCUCAUCUCGACUCUCGACGCAAAAAAUGCUUUUGGAGCAGUAUCGAAAGAGGAGGGUGGAGUCCUUCAUAUCAGCAAUUUCAAUGGCACUCUCUACGACAAGGGCAUUGUCAAAGAACAUGAAUGGCUAUCGUACGUGGGUGUGACGAUGCAGCAAAAUCAAGUCGAAUCGGCACUCGAGAAAGUGACCAAGAGUCUGGAGAAAGGUGGAUUCGAGCAGUUCCCUAACCAUUUCAUGCACGGAACAACAGGAAACAAAUUGCAGCAGAUAUGCGAACUCGAGGGAAUAAUGAACCCAUCGAAGUCAGACGAGGCACAUGACUUUGGGUCGGGUCUCUAUUGCUUCAAGGGAAGUCUUGCCAAGGCGCUGUCCUUUGGAGCCAACAGAGCUUGGCCACGUCCAGAUGGUGCUGGAGGUAGCAAUCCGGCUAUUGUCAUCUUCCCAAAACCUGAUGAAUUUGACGAGGAAACAAUCUACCACGUCGAUUCGAAUCUUCCAUUUGGACAAGAUUGA